This is a messenger RNA of Cotesia congregata, 435 nucleotides long. Lineage: Eukaryota; Metazoa; Arthropoda; Insecta; Hymenoptera; Braconidae. The record is from the annotation of a GenBank genome assembly.
AUUCUUUGCGACAAAUUAUUAAAAGCCUCUAUUGUAUGCGAUCUUCUGAUCGUUGAAUCAUCCGUGGUAAAAUGUUCACCAUCAGUCAGCGGUCUUACGACAUACUCUGUUGGAAAACUUUCCUGUGGAACUACUGUUACAGACAGUGAUCUAUUUACUGUUGAAGUAAAAUUAGUUAUUUUAGAGACGAUGUUUGUUAAAGCAUCAAUUACACCGCCAAUCAUUCCUGUAACACGAGUGUUACUUUUUUUUUCAUCAGAACUACUUUUUUCUGACUCAAGUUUAGAAUCCUCGGAAUACUCAGCUUGUAAGCGCUCACCACGGCCAAAGAUAUUUGGAGCUUUUCCUUGGAUUAGAACUGAACCUUCAUUGUUACCAAUCAUUGUACUUAUUCCACCACUUAAACGGUUCAGUUCUUUUACAUUGAAUGUUACC